AUGUCCAAGCUCAUCACUAUAUUCGGUGCGACUGGUAACCAAGGUGGUUCGGUUAUCAAGCACAUUCUUGAAGAUCCUCAACUCUCCAAGGAGUAUAAAAUCCGUGGUAUCACGCGCGAUACCUCCAAGAAGUCAGCUCAGGAUCUUGUCAAGCAAGGUGUUGAAGUUGUAUCGGCCGAUUUGAACUCAGUCGAGUCUUUGACCGAGGCUCUGAAAGGGUCUCAUACCGUUUUCCUUGUCACUAACUACUGGGAAACCGCAAACGGCGAUAUCGAGUAUGCCCAAGGCAAGAAUGUGACUGAUGUGGCUAAAGAUGUGGGCGUGUCUUACCUUAUCUUUUCGUCACUUUUCCAUGUCACAGAGGAAACCAAAGGGCGCUUGGCCCAUGUUCCCCAUUUUGACAGCAAAGCCAACAUCGAAAAGUACAUCAGAGCCUCUGGGGUUCCCUCUACCUUUGUGCUCCCUGGGUACUACAUGAGCAACUUCACUCAGAUGAUCAACAAGGCCGCCGACGGUUCGUAUCAGCUGUUCUACCCCGUUGAUGGCAAGAAGUCCAAGUUCCCUCUCUUCGAUGCUGCCAAAGACACUGGACUUUUCGUCAAGGGGGUCCUCAAGAAUGCGGACAAGUUGUUGGGAAAGCAAGUAUUGGAAGCUACCGCCUAUUACAGCCCCGAAGAAAUCGUUGAUACUUUCUCUCAGGUUACCGGGAAGAAGGCGUCCUUCGUCAAGGUCACCCCCGAGCAAUAUCGUGCAUCGUUGCCAGAGGCUAUUGCUGAGGAGUACUUGGAGAAUCAGUUGUUCGUCGAAGAUCCCGGCUACUUCCUUGGGAAAUCCUUAGAUGAUAGCUUGGUGCUGUUGGAUUCCAAGCCCACAACUUGGGCUGAAUUUGUUCAAAAGAACGCCGCUGCCUGGGAUUGA
Messenger RNA from Fusarium sp. VM40, 918 nucleotides. Lineage: Eukaryota; Fungi; Ascomycota; Sordariomycetes; Hypocreales; Nectriaceae. The record is from the annotation of a GenBank genome assembly.